CUUCUGCAUGGAAACCUGGGCACAGAGAAUCACUAUGGAUCUGUUCCCAUUGAACAUUUUUGUGGAAAUGGGGAGAUGAACAAUAUCUCAACUGUGAGGAAACAUUAAUAAUCGGCACCUUUCUGAACGUCAAGCUUUUGUGAAGCAGGUAGAAAUGGAUCCUCUUCUGGAACAAGUUUUGGCGGGCUUUAACGGAACUCUUGGAGCUAUAAAUCGGACAGACCCCCUGGAUAAAUUCUCUGGAACCCAGCUGCUCUUGCGAUUCAAACCCCUCUUUAUUCCCCUCUACGCCUUAGUUGUGAUUGUGGCCGGUGUCGGGAACAGUUUCCUCCUAGCCUGCAUACUUGCGGACAAGAAGCUCCACAAUGCCACCAACUUCUUCAUCGGCAACCUGGCAGCCUGGGAUUUGCUCAUGUGCAUGAGCUGUGUGCCACUGACCGCAUCGUAUGCCUUCGAUGCAAGUGGUUGGGCAUUCGGCCGUCCUUUGUGUCACCUCAUUCCCCUGCUGCAGGGCGCCACGGUCUUUGCCUCUGUGCUAUCCCUCACCGCAAUUGCCAUGGACCGUUACGUCGUAGUGGCAUACCCAGUACGAAGACGUAUCUCUGUGUGGGGCUGUGGCGGAAUUGCGUUGGGUGUGUGGGCGGUUUCACUGGCCCUAGCUGCUCCUCCCUCCCUCCACACUCGCUACGUUGACCUUCGUCCCAGUGGCAUGGAGCUGGUAGUAUGCGAGGAGUUCUGGCUGGGCGCCGAACGGCAGCGCCUGCUGUACUCCUGCUUCUUCUUGUUGGCGUCCUACAUGAUCCCUCUGUUGUCUGUUAGCAUCUCCUACUGCGCCAUCAGCGUACACCUCCGCAAACACACCCUGCCUGGAGAGCCCUCACAAAGCCACCAGCGAUGGAGCAAGCAACGGCGCAAGACGUUCUCCUUGCUGGUUGCUUCUGUCCUCGCCUUUGCCCUCUGCUGGCUCCCUCUUCAGGUCCUCAACCUGCUUCUGGAUCUAGACUCUGACUUCUUGAUCCUGGAUAAGCGCUAUGUCAACGUGCUGCAGGUCAGCUGCCAUCUGAUUGCAAUGAGCUCAGCCUGUUACAACCCCUUCAUCUAUGCCUCGCUGCACAGCAAGGUCCGCAUGCACCUGCGGGGUUACCUGUGCCCCUGUAGGCGAAAUGGGCAGGUGUUACUAUAUCGCUGUGCCUCCCGUAACCCCACCACCUGCCUGACACUCAUCUCUGAGGUAGCCGUGAAGGACAGCCAAUCACCCGAGAGCCCCAUUCCUGACAGCUGCCUCUGA
Messenger RNA from Myxocyprinus asiaticus (Chinese sucker), 1288 nucleotides. Its product is annotated as prolactin-releasing peptide receptor-like. Gene Ontology annotation, molecular function: neuropeptide Y receptor activity; neuropeptide binding. Gene Ontology annotation, cellular component: plasma membrane; neuron projection. Gene Ontology annotation, biological process: G protein-coupled receptor signaling pathway. The record is from RefSeq and is a predicted model, not a curated record. The transcript is spliced from 2 exons. Lineage: Eukaryota; Metazoa; Chordata; Actinopteri; Cypriniformes; Catostomidae. The coding region runs from base 155 to 1288 and encodes 377 amino acids.